AUGGCUACGGAAGAGAAGGCAGCAACAGCAACGCCCACGGGCUUGGCCACGGCGGCCCAACCCUGGACAUCAGAAAAAGUGGUCGAAUCAACGAGUCCAGAAUCAAAGCUAUCAGCGCCGAAGACAGCCACGCAUCCCCCUCCCAUUCUCUGCCUAGGCAUGGCCCGCACCGGCACCGCAUCUCUCGCUGAAUCACUACGCAUGCUAGGCAUCCCCAACGUACACCACGGGACGCAGGUGAUAGGCCCCGAAUUCCAGAAACAAUGGAGUGUCUUCGACCGAGCCGCCGACGCAGCCUUCCCCGUCCUACCAACAUACACAGGCAAACCCUUUACCCGGGCUGAAUGGGACGAAGCCUUCGGCGAAUACGGCGCCGUGACUGAUAUCGCCUCUUUCUAUGCUAUGUCAUUGCUCAACGCCUACCCCGACGCACAAGUCAUCCUCGUCGAGCGCGACAUCGACUCCUGGCUCAAAAGUGUGGAACAGGUGUUUAAACCGUGGCAGAGCAAGUCCCGCGUCCGGAUGAUUCACUGGAUUGAGUCUUUUAUUGGAAGUCGCGAGGGAACAGUCAGUUUGAAGUUCGAGCUUGGAUGGACGGAAUCGAAUCAUCCCAGGGAUAUAUAUGGGAAUGCGCGUGCCGCGUAUGAAAGACAUUAUAGGGAAAUCCGGGCGAGUGUCCCGCCGGAACGGUUGCUGGAUUAUCGGUUGGAGGAUGGGUGGGAGCCUCUUUGUCGGUUUUUGGGGAAGGAUGUACCGGAUGUGUCGUUUCCGCGUGUUAAUGAGGCGGCUGAGUAUGCUAGGCAUAUUAGGAAGUCGAGGAAUGAUGGUUUGAAGAGGUUGGCGAGGAAAUUGUUUCUGCCUUGCUUCUAG
Molecule: messenger RNA, 870 nt
Organism: Penicillium subrubescens
Lineage: Eukaryota; Fungi; Ascomycota; Eurotiomycetes; Eurotiales; Aspergillaceae
Product: sulfotransferase family protein
Exons: 1
Coding region: 1-870 (289 amino acids)
Source: RefSeq, a predicted model, not a curated record